AUGCCGACUGGUCCGUCAGUGACGCUGCAAAGAGUUCACGGGAUCACGCCGCUUGUGACGGCCAAUCUCAUUCCGCUUCCUUCCACGACCAGCACCCCGCUAGCGGGCAAAGGUGUACGACCAUCACCGGUCUCAUGUGAGACACUCAGCAAAACAGCAACUCCUAGCAGUGUUGCUGCAGAGAACGCAUCCAACAGUCACUUAAAAAACGGCAGCUUCACUUCUAACCGCAUGGUCGCCUUGGGGGAAAUUUUCACGGAAGCGUCAGAGAUGGCGAGAACAGGGGGCUUACCAGAACGAAGGGACCCCUGCACUUUUGUCUCUAAGCGUAUUGUGUCAAACAAAAAAAAUUAUAUACCCGAAGUUUUCGUUUCGUGGCCGCGCUUUGCGAGUGAUGAUGACCCACGAAUUAUGGAUGAAGCCACGUCCAGAAAAGGUGGCCCUCAGUCCAUUGAUGGAACACCCAGCAACUCUUUCAGCAGUGUUACAGACGAGUGUGUUGCCGUUCGAGUCCCAUGUCAUGACGACCAUUUUAAACAGGUCCAUGACAUUCGUGGAAUAAAGUCGGGCUCAUUGCCGCCGACUAAAGCUUUGGAAUUGACGGGUACUGUUCCUACGAGGGAAGAGACAAAUCCCGGUUUGCAUGUUUCUUCAUUCAAUACGAUUUCGUCUACUCCACACCCUUCUCGAGAUAAGUGCUUCAGUGUGUCACACGUGGCCUUCCCCGUUACAGUCAGGGAUAGACAAAAUUUGUCGCUCAUGACAGCCAAAAGCACUACUUUUGAGCGUCGCACGGUGAAUACCCGUUCACCGCGCGUUGUGAUGCGGGAAGAGUGA
Messenger RNA from Trypanosoma cruzi, 837 nucleotides. RefSeq lists its product as uncharacterized. Bases 1 to 837 code for a protein of 278 amino acids. Lineage: Eukaryota; Euglenozoa; Kinetoplastea; Trypanosomatida; Trypanosomatidae. The record is from RefSeq and is a predicted model, not a curated record. The transcript has a single exon.